GGCAUUCAGCUCAAUGCUACGGCACUUUGGAACUUUUAGCUUUUAGUUGCUUUUAGUAUUGCGCUGGACGUUGCUUGAGUCUGUUGCUUAAAUUAAAUCAACGCAAAAUUAAUUAAUAUCAGCUUUUUUAAAUGGUUACAAUGGAUCAUUAGAAACACAUAAUUUUUUUCGUUUAAAUAUUCAAAUUAGUUUUUUAUUUUUUGUAAUUUGAUAUAAAUUAAAAUCUAGUUAUUGUUGCUGAUUUUUUUCUAUUGUUGACGUUGUGCAUUUACCUGAAGGCAGGUUAGGAGGUGAACAGGUAUAACAGGAAGAAUAAUAUAACAAAGUAUACCUUCGUCGCUAUGGGUUACAAGUGUUGUGUCUCACUCAUGUGGUGUUGAAUAUAUUUAAUAUUUUUUUAGUCUGGAUUUUUUUUUUACUUGAUUUUUGAAUUAUUUUUUUUGUCCUUCAACAAGCUCAUGGGAAGAUUAUGAAUCUCGGAAUAUUUUACAUCAAAAGAAUCAUCAUCUUGUGAUUUCUCAAAAAGAGGAAGAGCCUUGAGAUGACGGAAAUACUUUCAUUUGGGUCACGAAUAUUUCAAGGUAUAUGUCUGGUGUUAAUGCUGUCAACACUUGUUGAAUCGCAGACAAUAGCAGCCUUGAAUAUUCAAAGUACCAACACCACGGCAUUUGGAGAAAAAACACUAACAAAUAUAAGCCAAGAUGGCAAUGAUGUUGUUCCAAAAAUUGUAGAUAUUGAUAACGCACAAUUAUUUAAUUCAACGAGUGACAAAAUUCCAUUGAUUGAUGAGAAAUUCAUCGAAAUAAAUGAGCCGAAUGAUGGCAUUAAUUUGGAGGGAUUGAAUAAUCAUAGUAACAAAGAACCAACAACACCAAAGUCAACCAAAAAUACUGAUGAUGAUGAUGAUAAAAUAGUAUCUUUGAUAAAUGACACUGUUGUUAAUGACAAAAAUCCAAUAACUCAAAUGAAUGACGUCGAAAUAACGCAUGAAAGAAAUUCGAAAUUAAUUGAAAAUCCAACAAAUUUAAUAACCGAUUUAUUAGAUCAAAAUAAAUUAAAAAAUUUAAAAUAUGAAUCUGAAUCAAUUGCUAAAACAUUAAUACAAGAUAAUAAUAAAACUUUUAAUAAAUAUCAACCGGUUUAUGAUAUUGAAAAAAUUGUUUAUAUACCAACUUCAGAAAAAGAUAAAUCAUUUGGUAAAAAAAUUAUACCACAAUUACAUACUGAAAGUAGUACAAAUAAUAUUAAAAAUAUUAAUCAAGAAAUUCAACCAAAAUAUGAUGAAUCAACACUUGAAAAUAUUAUUAGUACUGAUGAUAAAAAAUUAAUAACUAUAACUGAGCCAUCAAGUGAACAAUUUAAAUCAAUACCAUUAAAAAGAUCAGAAAUGAAUAGUCCAAAAAUUAAUUUAUUAAAUACAACAAAAAAUAAAAAUGAUGAUAUUAAUUUGAAGAAAAUAUUAUCACUUAAUACAAAACAAAUAAUUGAUGAUGAAACUACUGAAAAUCCUGAUGAAAAAUUUACUGUUGGAAAUAUUUAUAUUAUAGCUAUUAAUAAUGAUAAUUCAACUUUAAAAAUAAAUUCUGUAAAUUCAACUGACAAAAAUGAACCAAUUAUUAAUAAUAAUAAUACAAAUAUUGAUUUAAAUAUUAAAACUGAAGCUGAAAAUUCUACAAGGAUAUUUACGGAUUUUGCUAGUGAGCAAACAACAGUAAUGCCUGUGUCGACAACAACAGCAACAGCAGCAACAACAACAACGACGACAGAAACACCAACAACGACAACAAUGCGUGUCCCAGUGAGUAUUGAUAUUAUUGAGGAAUCAAAAAUGACAACAACAAUUGAAUCAGUAACGACAAAUGAAGCAGUAACAACAAUGGAAUCAAUAACAACAACAGAAUCAUCAUCUCCAUCAUCAUCAUCAAUUUCAACGUCUACAUCAUUUAUUCCAAGCUCAAAUAAUGAACUUGAAAUAACAACAAUAAUUACAGAAUCAAUUGAAACAACAACGGAUCCAAUAACAUCAACACUUGAUACAACAAGUAGAGGAGAUUUUGAUACCAUUGAAAUAAACACAACUGAACAAUUAUUUGAUUAUGAACAAACUGAUAUUCCAAGCAAUGAAAAUUCAACAAAUUCAUCUACAAUUUUUACAACUGAUUCAACAACUGAUUCAACAACAACAACAUCAUCAACAACAUCAUCAACAACAACAGUUACUCAAGAUACAACCACUCAAAUUAUUAAUGAUACUGAUGACAAUAAUGGAACAAUAAUAUCUACAACAAUUGAUGUUACAACAUUAUUACCAGAUGAAAACAUAACAACAACAACAACAGUUACUGAUAAUCUUGAAGUUAAAGAAACAAUAACAGAAAAUGAAAAAGGAAGAGCACAUUUUGUUACAGACGAUAAAAAUGUUCAUGAUAACUCGGAUGAUAAUAAAACAAAUAAUUUUGAUACUAAAACUUUAAAUACAACUAUUUCAAUCACUCCAAGUAAUUCAAGUGAUACAAGAAUAAAUACCACAACGCCAAUGUACACUGAAACUCCUAAAAUUCCAGCUGAUAAUUAUCCACAAAAUACCCAAAAUAUUGAUGAAAUUGUUAAAAUAGUUGUUGACUCAAAUUGGGAUCAAGUAUGUAAAAAUUUAGCAAAACUACUUGCUGAAUUAUUAAAUACUUCUAUAAAUAAUAAAACAAUAUUGCCAAAUCAAAUAAUAUUUAAACCAAAUAAUUGUGCAAGUAAUUAUCAAGAUUCUGUGGUGACACUUUACGUGCAUGUUAUAAAUAAAAAUGGACAAUUUGAUAGAACAUUAACUGAAAUUUUACCAACACUGUGUUUAUCAAAUUCAAUGCAGACAAAACUCACAAUAAAAAGUUGUGAUUUAAUUCAAAAUACUGAUUCUGGUAAUGCAAUAGCAGUAGCUGUGGUAUGUUGUGUGGCAUUUAUUUGUCUUGUUCUACUUGCUGGUCUUUUGUUUAUAAUGAGAAAACGACAAGCAAGAUUUAAUUAUGGUGAACGUUGUCGUCCAGUGUCAUUGGAUGCCUACAGUCUAGACAGUGUUUCAGCUUACAAUAGUGUCAGAAGAAAAGGCGCAAUUAGAUCAUCAAAACGUAGCUAUGGAAAUCCAACAUUUGAAGAUUCAAGUGUAAUACCAUCACAUCCUCUAAACUUUAGUGUACUAUCAAAAUUUUCAACUGAAAUUAAUAAAAUAUACGAAGAAUAUUCAAAUAUACCACAAGUUACAGCAAAAAUUGAUGAACUACCACAAGGUGCUGAUGUUAAAAAUCGUUAUGCAAAUGUAAUACCACUACCAGAAACAAGGGUACCACUUAAUAAAUUAAAUAAUGAUUCAUCAACUGAAUACAUCAAUGCAAGUUAUGUACGUGGACCUAAAAAUGCAACAAAAUAUUAUAUUGCAUGUCAAGCACCAAUGGAAACAACAGUCAAUGAUUUUUGGCGUAUGAUAUGGGAACAACAAACAAAAGUUAUAAUAAUGUUAACUGAACUUGUUGAAAAUGAUGUUGAAAAAUGUGCUGAAUAUAUACCACCAUCUGAAGUUACUGAUUGUCAUCGUUUAUUUGGUGAUUAUCAAAUAACAUUAAAAAAACGAGAGACUAAAGAAAAAUAUGCAAUAUCAACACUAUUAAUAAAGAAUUUAGAAAAUAAUACGUAUCGUGAAAUAUCACAUAUUUGGUAUUUAUGGCCAAUAAAUGGCAUUCAAACAGAUGCAGUUGGUAUGAUUGCUGUACUUUUAGAAGCAAGAGCAUUACAACGUGGUGGACCUGGACCAAUUGUUGUACAUUGUAGUCCUGGUACUGGUAGAACUGGUACAUUAAUUGCUCUUGAUUUAGGAAUAAGACAGUAUGAAAUAACUAGAACAGUUGAUGUACCAAGAGUUGUUUAUACAAUUAGAAGAGACAGAGCUGGUGCUGUUCAAACAAAAGAACAAUAUGCAUUAAUUUACAAGGCAUUGAAUUUGUAUGCUACUAAACUUGCUGGUGGUGGAUUAGAAUCUACCUGACACAUGAGAUUGAAAAGUAUAAUGGAAGACGAGAAUUCAUAAUACGAUCUAAGUCAAUAAAAUAGAUAAUGAAUUUAUUAGAUUAUGAUUUAUAAUUUACAAUUAUUCCGAGCUCUCUUUAUAUGUUUUUUUUUUUUUUUUAGAGUCAGUUGAACAAAGUAAUAUUUAUCUUGGAAAAGAUAAUAACUAGAACAAGCCAAACUGUUUAUAUUGUUUAAUAAUGUAUCAAUGUAAAAAAUUAUAAAUUAUCUGUGAAUUUUGAUAUUAAAUAAUAGGCUAUUUAUUAUUAUAUAAGUUUAUGUAAAAAAAAUUAGUUUCAAAUUAAUAUUAAUGAGUGAAAAAAAAAAAAACAAUGCAAGUUUUUUUUUUUUUUUUUUUAAAAGAAAAUUAUGAAAUUCAUUCAAUUUUUCUUAUAUUCAGAUGAAUUUUUAUAGAUAGAUUAUUGUUAAAUUAAUUACCGAUCUUCCUCAAUUAAUUGAGAUUAAAAAUUAAGAAAAAAAUAUUCAUAAUUACGAAAUUAUAUAAUUCAUGAAUUUAUAAAUUUUUGAAAAUUCAUUAAACUCAUUAUGAAAUUUAUUAUUAUAAUAAUACUGUUGUUCAUGUACAAAAAAAAAUAUGGUUUUUUUUUUAAAACCAGGCUCUCUAAAUAUAAUGCCAUCGGCAGAAUAAUUUUUUUUUUUCCAAUUAGCCAGAUCGAUGUGUCAAAAAUACGUGACAGUAUUAAUUCAUAAGAAAAACAAAAACUAGAUAAUUAGAAACCUCCUCAUUUUGGCAUUGUAAUAUAUUCAAAAAAAAAAAAAAUGUCAAUAUUCAAUAGAAUAAUAACAAUAAAUAGUGUCAAAAAAAAAUUAUAAAAAU
Messenger RNA from Aphidius gifuensis, 4885 nucleotides. RefSeq names its product probable serine/threonine-protein kinase nek3. Lineage: Eukaryota; Metazoa; Arthropoda; Insecta; Hymenoptera; Braconidae. Gene Ontology annotation, biological process: protein dephosphorylation. The transcript has 9 exons. The coding region runs from base 542 to 4027 and encodes 1161 amino acids. Gene Ontology annotation, molecular function: protein tyrosine phosphatase activity. The record is from RefSeq and is a predicted model, not a curated record.